ACGAAAUAUAGGGAGAAAUAAUUUUAUUGUUUAUUCAAAGAAUCCUAAUAGACGAUAUUAAUACUAAUAAGUGAAGCUUAUUAAUCCUAUUUGUGUCUAUAAUGGGCGACGGUCAAAGUGAAAAUCAGCCUUUGCUGAGAGACGAGGAAGUCAAUGUGAGCACAAUUUCUCCAAUUGGACCCGAUGAAUUACCACCACCAUACCUUCAAGUAGGGAUGCCAAUGGUGACAUGCCGGGUAUGCCAGGCGAUGAUAGACAUCUCUGGCAAGAGAGAACAACAUGUUGUGAAGUGUCCUGAAUGUAACGAAGCUACUCCUAUAAGAAAUGCCCCACCAGGGAAAAAAUAUGUGCGUUGCCCAUGCAAUUGCCUUUUGAUCUGCAAAUCAUCAUCUCAGCGUAUUGCUUGCCCACGUGCCAACUGCAAGCGUAUCAUCAAUCUUGCUCCUUCUCCUGUGACACCACCGGUCCCCACAGCGCCAGGCAUGUGCAGAGUCAUCUGUGCACACUGCCAGGACACUUUUCUUUUUCAAAUGUUGAAGAAUGCUCCGGUUCGUUGCCCGCAUUGUCGUAAAGUAUCAUCGGUCGGUCGUCGUAUGGCACGUGUCCGCGGCAUCGUGUUCGCGGUUCUCGCACUUGUAUUCUUCGCGAUCGCGCUGGGAGUCACACUCGGUACUUUGUCCUCAGCAAAGAGUUACGGUGGCGGCAUUUACGUCGCGUACGUUGCAGCCUUUUUGAUACCUCUACUACUUGCGAGCCGAUCUGUAUUUUACUUCGCUAUGAAAGUGAGUCAUAACGAAGGCCCCAUGUAACUCCCGGGCUAUAUAGAUUUGUGAUAAAAUUUGUAUAAUUGACUAGGAAACAAUGAUUUCUCAAUUCCAUAUUAUAAUUAGCGUAAAGUAGUUUGGUUUUAUACUGAACUAGUGUAUAGUUUUUGAGUAGUAAAAGAUCCUUAUUCGUGGUUUCACUGUUACGGAGUUGAAAGUUGCGUCAUUAUUCUUGUGUAUAUUCCAAUCGGUAUUUUAUGAGAGUUCUGUACUACGGUGAUAUGUCACUUGA
This is a messenger RNA of Diatraea saccharalis (sugarcane borer), 1056 nucleotides long. Lineage: Eukaryota; Metazoa; Arthropoda; Insecta; Lepidoptera; Crambidae. The record is from the annotation of a GenBank genome assembly.